AUGAUACCCACCACCACCGAGACCCCUUCCACACCCACAGUGACCACAACCCCAACUACCACUACUUCAGAACCUCCUCCCACUACCACAACACACACAACACUGACAACCACUACCACAGAGACCAUGCCCACAACCACUUCCAAAUCAACACCAACCACUACCUUGCAUCCUACAACAAUAUCCACCACAACACCGACAAACACCACUACUGAGACCCCACCUACUACCACAUCCACCAUGACACCAAGCACUGCCUACUACAACAGCCACCACAAAACCAACAACCACUACCACAGAAACCCCUCCCACAACAACAACAACCACAACAACGACAGCCACCACCACAGAGACCCCUUCCACAACCACAUCGACCACAACCCCAACUACCACUACCACAGAACGUCCCCCCACUACCACAACAUUCACCACAACACUGACAACCACCACCACAGAUACCAUGCCCACUACCACAUCCAACACAACACCAACAAACACUACCUCCCCUCCUACUACCACACCCACCCAAAGACCAUGCCCACAACCACUUCCAAAUCAACACCAACCACUACCUUGCAUCCUACAACAAUAUCCACCACAACACCGACAAACACCACUACUGAGACCCCACCUACUACCACAUCCACCAUGACACCAAGUACCACUAUCACACAAACCAAUCCAACUUCUACAACAACAUUCACCACAAUACUGACUACCACUACCACGGAGACUCUGCCUACUACCACAUCCAACACAACCCCAACAACCAUGACUUCCCCUCACACUACCACAUCCAGCACAACUACAAACACCACGACUACUGAGACCACACCCAUUACCAAAUCCACAAUAAUGACAACCACCACCACUACUGAGAACCCACCCUAUAUGACAACCACCACAACCACAACCACCACUACCAAGGAAACCCCUCCCACAACAACAUACACCACAACAAAGACACCCACCACCACAGGGACCCCGCUUACUACCACAUCCACAAUGAAUCCAACAACCACUACAUCCAGUGCAACUACCACAUUCACCACAAAUACAACCACCACCACUACUGAGACCAACCCCACUACAACAUCCACAACAAUGACAACCACGAAAACGCCUCCACUAACAUCCACCACAACAAAACCCUCCCACAACAACAACAACCACAACAACGACAGCCACCACCACAGAGACCCCUUCCACAACCACAUCGACCACAACCCCAACUACCACUACCACAGAACCCCAACACCUACUACUGAGACCACUACCAUUACUGCAUUGACAAAAAUGACAACAAUCACCACCACUGAGACCCUGCCAAGUACCACAUUCACGAAAACCACAUCAAUCACUACCACAGAAACACCUCCCACAACAACGACCACCACAAGAAUGAUACCCACCACCACCGAGACCCCUUCCACACCCACAGUGACCACAACCCCAACUACCACUACCUCAGAACCUCCUCCCACUACCAGAACACCCAACACAACACUGACAACCACCACCACAGAGAUCAUGCCCACUAACACUUCCAACACAACACCAACAACCACUACCUCCCGCCCCACAACAACAGCCACCACAACACCGACAACCACCACUACUGAGACCCCAACUACAACCAUAUCCACCAUGACACCAAGUGCCACUACCACAAAACCCACUCCAACUUCUACAACAACAUUCACCACAAUACUGACAACCGUUACCAUGGAGACCCCACAUUCUACCACAUCCAACACCACCCCAACAACCACUACCACCUCUCACACUACCACAUCCAGCACAACUACAAACACCACGACUACUGAGACCACACCCACUACCAAAUCCACAACAAUGACAACCAGCACCACUACUGAGACCCUACCCACUACCACCACUACCACUUCUCCCACUAUCACCGAAACCCUUCCCACAACAACAUACACAAACCUGACCACUUCCACCACAGAGACCCUGUCUGCUACCACAUCCACGACAACACAACGAACCCCUACAUCCAGUGCAACUACUACUUUCACCACAAAUACAACCACCACCACUACUGAGACCACACCCACUACCACAACAACGACAACCACAAAAACCCCUCACACAACAACAUCCACCACAACACUAACAACCAUAGAGACCUUUCCCACUGCCACAUCCAUCACAAGCUCAACUACUACCACCACAGAACGCCCACCCACGACCAUUACCACCACAACACCGACAACCACCUCUACAGAGACCACACCCACUACCACAUACACCACAAUCCCAACAACCGCUAUUACAGACACCAUUUCAACUCUAACAACAACAUCCAUCACAACACUGACAACAACCACCACAGAGACCAUGCCCACUACCACAUCCAACACAGUACCAACAACUACUACCUCCCCUUCUAUUACCACAUCCACUACAACCACAACAAUCAACACUACUGAGAACACAACAACUACCACAUCCACCACAACCUCAAUUACCACUGCCACAGAACCCCCAUCCACUACAACUACCACCACAAAAUCGACAACAACACCUACUGAGACCUCUUCCACCACCCAAUCUAACAUAACCCCAACUACCACUACCAAUGAACCUCCCCCCACUACCACAAUAUACCCCACAACACUGACAACCACCACCACAUACACCACACCCACUUCCACUUCCAACACGACACCAACAACCACUACCUCCCCUCCUACUACCACACCCACCACAAACACAACAACCACUGCUGAGAGCACUAACACAUCCACAACAAUGACAACAAUCAUCACUUCUGAUACCCUGCCUACUACCACAUCCACCAAAUCCACAAUGACCACUACCACAGAAACAUCUCCCAAUACAACAACCACCACAAGAAUUACAACUAACACCACAGAGAACCCUUCCACAACCACAAUGACCACAACUACCACUACCACAGAAACUCUUCCUACUACCACAUCCACCACCACACUGACAACCAAAACCACAGAGACCACACCCACUACAACUUCCAACACAACACCCACAACCACGACCUCCCCUUCUACUACCACAUGCAUCAUAAGCCCAACAUCCACCACUGAGACCACUACCAUUACCACAUUGACAUCUACCACUAUUACAGAAACCACUUCUACUCCAACCACAACAUCUACCACAACACUGACAACAACCUCCACAGAGACCAUGCCCACUGCCACUUCCAGCAUAACACAAACAACCACUACCUCACAUCCCACAACAACAGCAACCACAACACUGACAACCACCACUACUAAGACCCCACCUACUACCACAUCCACCAUGACACCAACUACCACUACCACACAACCCACUCCAACUUCCACAACAACAUCCACCACAAUACUGACAACCACUACCAUGGAGACCCCAUCUACUACCACAUCCAACACAACCCCAACAACCACAACCUCCUGUCAUAAUACCACAUCCACCAAAACUAAAACCACCAUGACUGAGACCCCACCCACAACCAAAACCACCACUACCACGUCCUCAACCACUUCCAAAUCAACACCAGCAACUAUCUCACAUCCCACUAUCACAUCCACCAUAACACUGACAACUUCCACCCCAGAGACCCCGCCUACUACCACAUCCACUGCAACACCAAUAACCAAUACAUCCUCUAAAACUACUACUUUCACCACAACUACAACCACCACCACUACUGAGACCACACCCACUACCACAUCCACAACAAUGGCAACCACGAAAACCCCUCUCACAACAACAUCCACCACAACGCUGAUAACCACAGAGACCCUUCCCACUGCCACAUCCACCACAAGCUCAACUACUACCACCACAGAACUCCCACCCACGACCACUACCACAACAACACGGACAACCACCUCUGUAGAGACCCCAACCACUAUCACAUCUACCAUAAUCCCAACUACCACUACUACAGAACCCCCUCCUACUCCCAACACAACAUCCAUGACAACACUGACAACAACCGCCACAGAGACUACACCCACUACCACAUCCAACACAUUACCAACAACCACUACCUCCCUUUUCACUACCACAUCCACUACAACUAAAACUACCACCAGUACUGAGACCCCACCAACUAGCACAUCCACCACAACCACAACUACCACAACCAUAGAACCACCAACUAUGGCAACAACCACCACAUCACUAACGACACCUACUGAGACCCAUUCCACGACCAAAUCUACCACAACCCCAACUACCACUACCAAAUUACCUCCUCCCACUACCACAACAUCCACCACAACACUGACAACCACCAGCACAGAGACCACAACCACUACUACUUCCAACACAACACCAACAACCACUACCUCGCCUCCCACAACAACACCAACAACCAAUACCACUGAGACUCCACCUACUACCACAUCCACCACGACUCCAACUAACACUACCACACAACCCACACUAACUUCCACAACACCAUCCACCACAAUACUGACAACCACUACCAUGGAGACCCUGCCAACUACCACAUCCAACACAACCCCAACAACCACAACCCCCCCUCACACUCCCAUAUCUACCACAAUUACAACCACCACUACUACUGAGACCACACCCACUACCAAAUCCACAACAAUGACAACCACCACCACUACUGAAACCUCUUCCAUGACCAUAUCGACCACAACCCCAACUACCACUACCACAGAACCUCCUCCCACUACCACAACAUCCACCACAACAUUGACAACCACCACCAUAGAGACCACGCCCACAACCACAUCCAACACAAUACCAACAACCACUACCUCCCCUUCCACCACCACAUCCACCACAACCAAAACAACCACCACAACUGAGACCCCACCAACUACCACAUCCACCACAACCUCAACUACCACUGCUAAGACCCCUCCCAUUACCACUUCCAUCACAAUACCAACCAACACAACCAAGACCCCACCUACUAUCACAUCCACCACCACCUUGAAUACCAACACCAAGAUCACUCCAAUGACCACAUCCACCACCAUUAAGACAACACCCAUCACCAAUACCCUUCCCACGAUCACAGUCUCCACAACCCUGACAACAGCUACUACUAUGACCAGUAUUAUGACCACAUCUACCAGUACUCUGAUGACCAGCACAGCUCCUACAGCUGCAUUUACCAAUAUUCAGAACCCUAAACUCCUACCACCUAUUCCUUAUAUGCGUACUAGUACUAGUGCAAUAACUACAUCUUCUAGUACCAUCAUUCCCUCCUCCCCACACACAAUGGUUACCUCCCCAACUGUGUCUUUCACCAGUGUUACAUCUAUAGCUACCAGUACCACUUACUCUACUUCUCAACCUAUGACCAGUACAGCAACUCCAUCGUCCUCUGUCACUUCCAUGGCCACUCCCACACACUCUUUUACUAGUAGAACUUCUCCAACUUCCCCUGAUACAAGCUCUAGUUUUACUGAAACAACCAGCACACCUUUUAUUACUACUCUUUCUACUACCCCAUGUCCAGAGUUCAUAUCAGUUACAAUAGUCCCUACUUCUCCCACCACCAUUUGUAUAGAGACGGAACGUAGUAGUGAGGUUACUUCAAUGUCUACUCUCCCAGCAUCAUUCUUUACCUCUACUACUGAAUUGGCCUCCUCUAGUUCUGCCAUCACAUGUACAUUUCCUGCACAUUCGGAAGCUUCUACUUCAGUUCCCACAAUUGGCCCAACUACCAUUACAACAGAUGCUCCCAGUUCCAUCACCCCUGGGGGCAUUCCCAGUAGCACCCUUGUGAUGAGCACACAGAGCCCCACCAGUGGGACCUGGACAAGUACUGACUUUGUAACCACGCCCCAUGUGCCGAAUUUCACUAGUCCCCCACUGACUACAACACCAAGCAGCAACCUUACAACUGCUGUAAUGACUUCAAGCAAGGUGACAAGUCCCACCUCACCCACCACCAGGAGUCCAGAGACAACGGUGGGCACCACUCAGUCUCCCACUACCCUCACAUCAUCCAGGACCACUUCUACCACUACUAAGAUGACCACCCAGUCUCGGCUGACUACUACUCCAGGUACCUGUGACAAUGGUGGCACUUGGAUGCAGGACCGCUGCCUCUGCCCCCCAGAAUUCUCUGGGGACCACUGUGAACUGCAGGAGAUCAAGUGCCUGAAUGGGGGUAAAUGGGAUGGCCUUAAGUGCCAGUGUCCCAGCACCUUCUAUGGAACCCGCUGUGAGUUGGCUGUGGAACAGAUGGAGCUAGACACUGUGCAGGCUGAAGUGGGCAUGGAGGUGUCUGUGGACCAGGAGUUCUCCUCGGACCUCAACGACAACACUUCCAAGGCCUAUGAGGAUUUCAACAACACCUUCCAGGCUCAGAUGCAGAAGAUUUAUCAAAAUGUGACAGAGUUCAAGGGUGUGGAGAUCCUGUCCCUGAGGAAUGGCAGCAUCGUGGUGGACUACCUGGUCCUGUUGGAGAUGCCCUUCAGCCCCCAGCUGGAGAGCGAAUAUGAGAAGAUGAAGACAUUGCUCAGGGAGGAGCUCCAACAUUCCAGCCUGGAGGAGAAUGGCUGCAACGACCAGAGCCUGUGUUUUAAGCCUGACUCCAUCAAGGUGAACGACAGCGUCAGCUCGUCAGUGAGCCCUCAAGCCAUCUGUCGCCGAGCCGCUGCCGAGGGCUUUGAGGAUUUCUACUUCCCGUUGGUGGAGGAGAAACGGCUCCGCUGCGUCACCAACUGUACGUCGGGCUUGGACCACACGCUGGACUGUAACCAGGGCCAGUGCGUUCUGGAGAGGACCGGGCCUACCUGUCGGUGCUUCUCUACCGACACACACUGGCUCUCGGGGCCGCGCUGCGAGGUGGCCGUCCCUUGGAGGACGCUGGUCGGGAGCCUGGCGGCCGUCGGGGCGCUGCUGCUGCUGCUCCUGGUGGCGCUGGUGAGCGUCUACCUCGCGCGCUCGCGCUCUCAGCAGAGAGGCCGCCAAGGCAAAGGCUGGGCAUUGGACAAGGACGAGACGUGGUUUGACACGUGGGAUGAGGGCAGCGUUGGGACUUUUACAAACCUGGGCUUCGAGGAUGAAGGAACAGUCAACCAGGAAAAUACCCAGGUGGCCUUGGAGACAGUGGACACCAGUGUCAAGGUGCACAUCCAGAGACCCGAGGUGACCUCAUCCUGGCUGUGAGCCCUGAAGGGGCAGAUUCACUUCCCCUCCACCCUGCCCAGAUGGUGGGCAGGAGCUCUCUGCUCUGCCUUCAUUACUAGAGAUGGCCCAGACUCGCGCAGCUGACUCCUGGCUUCCUUGGGCAAAACCAGACCAUGCCCUGACCCAUGCUUCUCCUACUAGAGUGAAAUCCACCUGGAAACCCAGUUCCAAUCCGAGCUCUCCUGCUGUGGAACCCUAGGCCAGUCACCUGUAAACUGGCACAGCUGUCCUGAUCCUUGUAACCAUGCAGACCAGAUGUACUCAUCAGUUCUGUCCCAGCCCACCUUCCAGUCUCCACUCUGUGCUUAAUGGCCUCUCUCAGAUCCCCAAACCCCACACGCUGCCCAGACUCAGACCUCAGUUUCUGGUUUCCUGUGAGCAUCCCUGUAGCCAGCCCGCAGCCCCCGUCGCUCCUUAUGUAACUCAGCGCUGCCUCCCUUGCUCCUAUCCUUAAACCUUCUCCCCCCGACCGAUUCCUUAAAUCAUCCCGUAUAGCCCAGACCUCAGCCCCAAAUCUCCUCCAUUUUCCUUAAUCUCCCCUUCCCUCUGCCCUAAAUCUCUACCCCUCCCUCCAGUGCCCCAGUCCUAAAUCCCCCCUCCUCCCCUCAUAUCCCUGUCCUUAGCUAGACACAGAUACCCUCUGCAUCUUAGGACCCCCCUAACUGGUGCUCCCCAAGCCCUGGCCCUAUUUUGAAGCUUCAUCCCUUCCUCUCCCCCAUAAACACCCCUGAGUCACCCUGGGUGGGAGUGGGACAUGGGUGGGAGUGGGACGUGGGUUGUCCUGGGUCCCAAGGAUGAGAAGUGGGGCCCUGAGGUGGGUUAGGUUCCCCUGAUUCUCCCUAGCUCUCCCUUCCCUUCCCAUUUCCUUCCCUGUUCCUGCUCCUCCUCCCCCUUCCUCUUCCAUCCUCACCCCAGCCCUGCAGUGUUCUCUGAGCCCACCAGUCCUUAACUUUCUUUGUAGGAAGGUGCCCUUUAGGGACAGGCAGCCAGCGGGUGGCCAGUUCUCCCUGUGAGCAAAAUACAGCAUUUAUUG
Molecule: messenger RNA, 8212 nt
Organism: Talpa occidentalis (Iberian mole)
Lineage: Eukaryota; Metazoa; Chordata; Mammalia; Eulipotyphla; Talpidae
Product: mucin-3B-like
Exons: 15
Coding region: 1-7158 (2385 amino acids)
Source: RefSeq, a predicted model, not a curated record